AUGAUCAAAUCUCUUCUUUUAGUCUCCAUUCUCGGCGGCUGUGCCUUUGGCGCGCCGUCUCACAGCACUAAUGGCAACCCAGUAGUUGACCUGGGUUAUGCAAAAUAUCGAGGCGUUCGCAAUGCUUCAUAUGGCCUCGAUUAUUACUUUGGCAUUCGUUAUGCAGCACCUCCGACGGGCGAGUUGCGCUGGCAAGCACCACAAGACAUUGAGUCUCAUGGUAAACACUCCUCGGGAAUUAUUGACGCUACUACUGUAGGGCCUCAGUUAUUGGGUGCUAGUCCUCAAAUACCAGCGUCGGAGGAUUGCUUACUUCUCAACGUUCUUAAGCCGGUAUCGCCGAAAUCCAAAUCUCUCCCUGUUCUUGUCUAUAUUCAUGGAGGAGGUUACGUCACUGGUAACUCCAUCUCCUCGGAUGGCUCAGAUUUUACAAAGUAUGCCCAAGGCAAUGUUAUUUGGGUCUCCAUUCAAUACCGCCUCGGUGCAUACGGAUUUUUGAACCCAAAGGAGUUUGAUGGACACGCCGGAGUAAAAAAUGCUGGCCUUCUCGAUCAGCGCCUCGCCCUUGAAUGGGUUCAGCGUCAUAUCUCUGCAUUUGGUGGCGAUCCCUCCAAGGUGACGAUUUGGGGAGGGAGCGCAGGCGGUGGAUCGGUUGUGAACCAAAUGAUUUACAAGGGAGGAGAGAAUAAACCACCGUACAGAGGUGCGAUUGCAGAAUUCCCAUGGCUGCAGCCUUACCACGACGACACCUUUUUGCAAAAACAGUAUCAGAAUCUCUUAAAUGAUGCCAAGUGCGGUAACGUCGCCUGUCUUCGAAGUUUAUCUCCAUCCGCAUUGGAAACGGCGAUAACUAAAAGCUACUAUACUGGCUACGAUGCCGGACUAUACUCUUAUGGAGAUAUGUUCUAUGGACCUUCAGUAGAUGGAGAUUUCGUCCAUGAUCUACCAUCUGUAGAAUUCAACAAGGGCCAUUUUGCCAGGGUUCCGCUCAUGACAAACCAUGAUUCGUUCGAAGGUAUGAAGACGACCACAUCGUUUGUAUAUCACAUCUUCCCUCAUUAA
This is a messenger RNA of Trichoderma harzianum CBS 226.95, 1062 nucleotides long. RefSeq lists its product as hypothetical. Bases 1 to 1062 code for a protein of 353 amino acids. NCBI's taxonomy places the organism in Eukaryota, Fungi, Ascomycota, Sordariomycetes, Hypocreales, Hypocreaceae. The record is from RefSeq and is a predicted model, not a curated record. The transcript has 4 exons.